AAAGACAUCCAGGGCUUGGUCACAAGCUACCUUACCUUGGAUAAUGAGGAUAUGGAAGUCUUCCUGGAUACUUUGAAGCAAACUUGCAAUGGAUAUUUGUUUUGUAAACUGGGAGCUGACAACAUUGAAUCAGUUUACAAUCCCCUAAUGGUUUUUAAUGCUCUUGAGCGGUACAAUGAUCGGGGAUAUCUCUUUGAUAUUCCAAGUAGCUUAUCUGAUGCAACUCACUUCUUUGGAACAAUUGCUAGGCAGAACCUAGUCAAAUACAAAGACCUAAUUUUUUUCAAAGCAAAUGCACCUGUAGAAGUAAACUUUAAGCUCAAUCUUUCAUUUUCUGACAUCCUCACUGCUUCAGUCACAGGAUAUGAAGAAGGCUGCCGUAGCAUUGCCUGCUCGCUGCUAUAUUACCUAGGUGCACUCACACAUAGUCCAAAUGGUGGAUUAAUAGUACCUAAUGGAACUGUACAGGAUGUUAUGAUUGCUCAAUUAAUUGAAGAGCAAUGUGCUAAUAAUUUUGCUGGUACCACUGAAGACAGAGAGAAUGUAUACCAAGAACUUAUGAAUGGCAACAUAACCCCCUUUAUUGGAAUUAUCAAGAAUUUUUUCAACAGCGAAUCAAUGAGAGACCUACAAACUCUCAAUGAGCGUGUGCUAAAAACAGCUCUUUUGGCUCUCAUUCCAUUUAGUGGUCGAGUUUCCAAGCUCUGUCUUAUGGCAGACUCAAGGAGAUCUUAUGGUCAAGGGUGUUAUAAAUUCCCUGAUCUCUUUGUUGCCAAACGUUCACUUUUGGAUAUCCGGACUCUGAGUAUUGUUGUAGAGCUUAAGCUCUUUUCACUCUUAGGUCUAUUAAGUGGAGAUACUGGAUCCUGGCGUAGCAACUUCACUGCAUCACAGCUGAGCAAUUUCAACAAAAGCCUCAGAUUAGAAGAAGAAGAGGCAUUGCUGAAGAGAAAAUAUAUCCCCUACAGCAGGGCAGAGAUGAUGACAAUAGGUGAUGUAUUGAAAUGUGCAAUCACACAGCUGAAAGAAUAUAUGUCAAUUAUUGCAAUGGGCCCAUGGAAGCUAUCAAAUGAUGCCAAAUUUUCAGGUGUUAAUGAUACACGUGUUGGAAUAAUAACCAAUAGGAAUGAGAAAUUUCUAGAUGGAUAUGUUAUUUUGGCUGUUG
Molecule: messenger RNA, 1165 nt
Organism: Paraglomus brasilianum
Lineage: Eukaryota; Fungi; Glomeromycota; Glomeromycetes; Paraglomerales; Paraglomeraceae
Source: the annotation of a GenBank genome assembly